UUGCCAGGAAGCGGGGUAAGGUGACUUCCGUUUCCGCCUCUCCGGGCACGAGGAUCCUGGGAGCCAAGCUGGUGGGAAGAUGCGGCCCUUGACUGAAGAAGAGACCCGAGUCAUGUUUGAGAAGAUUGCGAAAUACAUCGGGGAGAAUCUACAGCUCCUGGUGGACAGACCCGACGGCACCUACUGUUUCCGGCUGCACAACGACCGUGUGUACUAUGUGAGUGAGAUGAUCCUGAAGCUGGCAGCCAACAUCUCCGGGGAUAAGCUAGUGUCACUGGGGACGUGUUUUGGAAAGUUUACCAAGACCCACAAGUUCCGGUUGCACGUUACAGCCCUCGAUUUCCUUGCACCCUAUGCCAAGUAUAAAGUGUGGAUAAAGCCCGGAGCAGAGCAGUCCUUCUUAUAUGGAAACCAUGUGUUGAAAUCCGGUCUGGGUCGAAUCACUGAAAACACUUCUCAGUACCAGGGCGUAGUGGUUUACUCCAUGGCAGACAUUCCUUUGGGUUUUGGGGUAGCAGCAAAGUCUACUCAAGACUGCAGAAAAGUGGACCCCAUGGCAAUUGUGGUGUUUCAUCAGGCAGACAUUGGGGAAUACGUACGGCAUGAAGAGACGUUGACUUAGGAUGGUCAUCCCAAGACCUUUUCGCUGUGUGAGAGGACUUAGCUGUUUCCUGGGUGUGCAAACAUCAUCACGUUGAAUUUGGAGAACACCGAUACAUGCACCUUGGAUUCUUACUCAACAGAAAUGGCUUAAAAAUAGGGUUUCAGGCCCUCUAGAGGCAAAAGCAGGUGGAUCACAAGACCCGCUUGGGCUACCUGGCAAGUUCAAGGCUAGCCUGGGCUACCUAGUGAGACUCUGUCUCAAAAAUCUAAAACAAACAACCCCAAAAGCUGUCAAGUGUUUGUAUAGUAAGUAGUGUUUCUGUUCUCCACCUGCAUGGACUCUGUUUGCUUCAUCAGACUUGGUCUGAUAACGGGUUCUAAGUUACUGCACUGAGGACAGGGGCAGUUUUAUUGUUAUCUGUGAUAACACUCUUUUCUAGCCUAGUAAUAGCAUAUCAGACUUUCUACUAUUUUUUAAAAUAUCAUUAAAGAUAGAAACAGCCAUAUAAAGGUAAGCUAUGCCUGUGAUUUUACAGAUGGAAUUUAGUAAAAAUAAUAGAUGCAACUCAGCCAUUUUUCUUGGUGGUAAGUGGUGUGUGGUGUGGAAGAGCCUAUACUCAAGCCUCAUUCCUACCACCUGCCAGUUGUGUGGUAUUGGACAAGUUUUUCCACUUAGGCUCCAUUUUCUUCCUUUGUUAAAAGGAGGGUGGGGGGAAACAUGAAACUGCUGAGUAUGGUUGUACACAUCUUUAAUUCCAGCACCGGGGAGGCAGAUGGUCUCUGUGGAUUCGAGGCCAGCCUGGUCUACAAAGGGAGUUCCUGGCCAGCCAAAAAAACAAGCUCAAAACCCACAAAACUGGAAAAGCGCCUUUAAUCGUCACUGUAACAGCAGUAUUCAUAAUUAAUGAUUGUAAAGCAUAUAACAUAGGAUCUGGCAAACAGAUGUGAAUAAAUACUGAAAUAUGUUUUUAAAAGGG
This is a messenger RNA of Peromyscus californicus insignis, 1580 nucleotides long. It is a transcript of the gene Nip7, whose product is annotated as nucleolar pre-rRNA processing protein NIP7. Gene Ontology annotation, molecular function: RNA binding. The record is from RefSeq and is a predicted model, not a curated record. Gene Ontology annotation, biological process: ribosomal large subunit biogenesis; ribosome assembly. Lineage: Eukaryota; Metazoa; Chordata; Mammalia; Rodentia; Cricetidae. The transcript is spliced from 5 exons. Bases 80 to 622 code for a protein of 180 amino acids. Gene Ontology annotation, cellular component: nucleus; preribosome, large subunit precursor; nucleolus.